AUGCUCGGCAAGGUCAUUCUCGAAGAAGCUUUUGCCUUGCCUCGUCUGGAGGAAAAAACAAAAUGGUGGGCCGGUCUUUUCAGCACAGAUGCUGAAAAGCAUACAAAAGAGAUUCAAGAUAUUCAGGACAUCCGUUUAAAGUUUGCGGAUCAAUAUGGUGUAGGCUACACUAUCCUAUCUUACACUGCACCUGGUGUCCAAGAUAUCUUUGAUCCCAAGGAAGCUCAGGCUUUGGCUGUGGAGAUCAAUGAUUAUAUCGCCGAGCAAAUCAAGCCCUUCCCUGAUCGUCUCGGAGCCUUCGCCACCUUGUCCAUGCACGACCCGCAGGAAGCUUCCGAUGAAUUGAGGAGAUCAGUUACAAAGUACGGUUUCAAGGGCGCGUUGGUAAACGAUACUCAACGAGCUGGCGCAGAUGGCGAAGAUUACGUUUUCUACGAUCAGCCAGAAUGGGACGUUUUCUGGCAAACACUGGUGGAGCUCGACGUACCUCUAUACCUGCAUCCUAGGAACCCAACUGGCAUUGUCUUCGAAAAGCUUUGGAAGGACCGCCAAUGGCUCAUUGGCCCUCCCCUAUCUUUCGCCGUUGGAGUCAGUCUGCAUGCUCUUGGAAUGGUCACAAAUGGUGUGUUCGACAGGAAUCCUAAGGUUCAGGUCAUCCUUGGACAUUUGGGGGAGCACAUUCCUUUCGACAUGUGGCGCAUAAACCACUGGUUCGAGGACCGUAAGAAGAAGCUCGGCCUCGACUGCAAGAAAACAAUCCGCGAAUACUUCAAUGAGAACUUCUGGGUGACCACCAGCGGUCAUUUCUCUACGACAACCCUGAAUUUCGUCAAAGAUCAGGUCAGCUCCGACCGUAUUCUAUUCUCCGUUGAUUAUCCUUUUGAGACUUUCGAGGAUGGAUGUGUCUGGUUUGACAACGCGGAGAUGAACACGGGAGAUCGUCUCAAGAUUGGCAGGGGAGAAUGCGAAAGGCCUAUUCAAGCUCAACAAGUACAAGGACUCCAAUGCAAAAGUUAUAUAGACGUCAAGAACUGA
Molecule: messenger RNA, 1035 nt
Organism: Didymosphaeria variabile
Lineage: Eukaryota; Fungi; Ascomycota; Dothideomycetes; Pleosporales; Didymosphaeriaceae
Exons: 2
Coding region: 1-1035 (344 amino acids)
Biological process (GO): secondary metabolic process
Cellular component (GO): cytosol; cytoplasm
Molecular function (GO): hydrolase activity; carboxy-lyase activity
Source: RefSeq, a predicted model, not a curated record